This is a messenger RNA of Serendipita indica DSM 11827, 5664 nucleotides long. The record is from the annotation of a GenBank genome assembly. Lineage: Eukaryota; Fungi; Basidiomycota; Agaricomycetes; Sebacinales; Serendipitaceae.
AUGGCACUCUCAAAACACAUUGAUCCUGAUGAGCUCAUUCAGGCAUGCAAAGAUCAUCCACACUUUGGCCUGCUCGACGAUGGACUCAACCCAACGACACACAAGACUGUCUACGGUCUCUCCGACAUUCCCAAGUUUACCCUCCCAAGCGAUGGUAUCCCGAGAUCCGCAGCAUAUCAACUCAUCCAUGACGAAAUGGAGCUCGACGGCGCACCCAUUCUCAAUCUCGCCUCCUUUGUGAACACUGGCAUGGACCACCACGCAGAUCGUCUCAUGCAAGAGAACAUGAACAAGAAUCUGGUCGAUUUCGAUGAGUAUCCGGCUACCCAAGCCAUCCAUACGCGUUGUAUUAGCAUCCUGGCCGACUUGUGGAAAGUGCCCAAGGGAUGCAAGGCGAUUGGAACCGCUACGACGGGUAGCAGUGAGGCCAUCAUGCUUGGCGGGCUCGCGAUGAAGAAGCGAUGGCAGGAGAAGAUGAAAGCCGUGGGGAAGGAUAUUCACAACCCCGGGCCGAACAUUGUGUUUGGUGCAAACGCUCAGGUCGCCCUCGAAAAGUUUGCAAGAUACUUUGAUGUCGAGUGCAGGCUCGUACCUGUAACAGAGGAGAGCCACUUUGUUAUGGAUCCGAAAGAGGCAAUAAAGUUUGUCGACGAAAACACCAUUGGCGUUAUGGUCAUCAUGGGGUCGACCUACACUGGCGAAUUCGAAGACGUCAAGAGCAUGAGCGAUCUCCUCGAUGAAUAUGAAGCAAGGACCGGUAUCGAUAUACCUAUUCACGUCGAUGGAGCUUCUGGAGCCUUCACUGCACCCUUUGCGUACCCUGAUUACCAGUGGGCAUUCGACGUCAAACGCGUCAACUCUAUCAACGCCAGUGGUCACAAAUUUGGCCUUACGUAUGCAGGCCUUGGGUGGCUGGUCAUCAAAGACGAGUCGUUACUUCCAAAGGAACUAGGAUCUAAUCUUCGAGCUUCAUUACCUGGGAACGGCGCAAUCCUCUUUCACGCUCAACUUUUCCCGUUCGGCUGCCCUGUCCUUGCGCAAAUGUACCGUUUCUUGGAACUUGGGCGCAAAGGUUAUACCGAGAUUGUCUGCGCGGACCUGGCCAAUGCACGUCUCCUCAGCCGCGCACUCGAAAGGAGCUACUUUACGCUUUUAUCAAAUAUCCAUCGACCUGCCAAAGUCAGUGUGGCGACCCGCGUUACGGCCACUCUCGGUGCCGAUCAAGAAGAUCCAAACCUCUACUGUCGCGGGCUGCCCGUCGUUGCGUUCCGCCUCUCAGACGAAUUCAUGAAGGAGUAUCCGCAUGUUCAGCAGAGAUGGAUCCAACAACUUCUGAGGAUCAAAGGCUGGAUUGUACCAAACUAUAAUGCACCCAAGGCCGUCGAGCAGAUCGAAAUGCUUCGCGUGGUCGUGCGGUCUACCUUGUCCGCUGACCUGGUCGCCCGUCUCCUCACGGAUAUCCUAGAAGUUACGGAGAGUCUCAAGGAGCGAGGGUCGGAUAGUACUCUUAUGAUGGCACUGCAAGCACACGGCGAGACGCACAAGGACCAGACAUCUGUUAACCAUCCGGCGCAGCGCCGCCCUUCCGGUCGUCAUCCCCACUCCAAUGGCUCCAACGGAUCCAACGGCUCGCAUGGUAAGCGUGGGCACCGUACCAAGCAUAAUGGGAGUCGCCCUGAAGCUAUGGGAGUCCAUCACAAGGACGAUGCCGGGGAAGGGCAGGUUCUGUUGGCUCUCUUUGGUUCCAACUUGUUCAUCGUUCCCACACAAGAUGGUGGAGAUGUCCGCUGCGUGUCCCAGCUUUGGAUCCUUCGAGAGUAUAUGUCCCGUCUAAGCUCGGAUUCUGGACGAGAAGUCUUGCCAUACGAACACUUUCAUCUCAUAACUGCCGUGGGGCCAGCAAGCGCCAUAGCUGUCUUUAUAGGCGUUUUGAAGAUCUCCAUAGAUGACUCCAUCGACCUCUUCACACAAAUUUGUCGUGACGUUUAUCCCACGGGAGAGAUUGGACCCCAACCUCGCUCCAACAUUCUUCGAAGUGCCAUUGAGAGUGCACUAGCUAGCAAAGGAAUUGCUCCUAGCACCCUAUUAACCCAAGUUACGGACACAAACGUUGUGCUUGGCUAUGUUUCUGCCACUAAUAUCGGAACAUGGAGGGCCUUUCGUAAUUACACAAGUCGCCAUCACGCAUACGAACCGACUAUUAUCGAAGCCAUUUGCGCCUGUUGGGCUAUGCCGCCUCGUUUCCAAGCUUUCACUGUUGGUAAAGAGAUAGAAAAGUUGGAGGUUAUCAGUGCGUCCGCUGCCUUUCCAAACCCGGCGCCGCAAGCGAUUCAAGAGGCCAGUGAACUCUAUGGUCCCGAGAGACGUGUCUGUCUACUGCUUAGUCUUGGAUACGGUGGAUCUAUGCGUCAAAAUGUGGGUGGAGACGACAAGCUGGUCCAAGCAGAGGUCACCGCCCAUGAACUUGAACGACGCUAUGGACCGACAGGCGUAUAUUACAGGCUCAGUGUUAUUCCGUCUCCUGCCCUUCCAGAAUAUGUAUCUCAGGAGACUCUUGGCAUUAUUUCGGCUCACACAUCCGAUUACCUGCUCAAUCCAGCCACUGAUCGCGCACUUGACCAAGUGGUCACGACUUCAUCCCGCAAGAGCCGGUUCACUCUCAAGGGUCUCGCCCAAGUCACUGCACCACCAAAGGUGUCAUUCAGUGGACUUCCACCGUUGUCGCCUUAUUAUGUUCAACGUGAUACCCCCAUGAACCGCAUGGUAGCUUCCUUUCUCGGUGCGGAAGCGGAGGGUUGUCAAAGAGUUCAGAUCCUGACGGGCAUGGGGGGAUCGGGGAAAACGCAACUUGUGAUCUCUUUUAUUCGCGAACACGGUGAACGUUUUCGCAACGUAUUGUUCGUCGACGCAUCAUCCGCAAAGACUAUCGAGACUGGCCUUGUCGCCCGACUCAAGGCCAUUGACAAGUCCUUCCAAGGAGCCGACCUCGACAGCGCAUUAACGGCACUCGCCCAACCUAAUGAUAUUCUCACUACCCAUUGGUGUAUCAUUUUCGACAACGCUGACGACCCAAAGCUUGAUAUAAGCAACUUCUUUCCGGUCUGCGACCACGGAGCAAUAAUUAUUACCAGUCGUAACGCUCAGCUCGAAUCCAUAUCCCCUAACGAUCAUAUACCGUUGGAGGUCAUGACCAGGGAGGAGGCUUGCAACGCACUAUUAUUCUCCGCGAUCGGUCCCAAGGAAAAUUGGCGACCUCACCAUCGACAACUGGCGCUCAAUAUCGUCAAGGAAUUUGAUUACCUCCCGAUCGCCGUCAUUCAGGCAGGAUGUUAUAUUCGGAAACACAAAUGCUUGGACACCUACCUGAGCCGACUGGAAGCGAGCCGCUCAGAGAUGUUGAAGCACGCAUCUAUGCAGCGCGACAAACUUCGGUACAGCCACAGCGUAUACGCUGCGUUCGAUAUAUCCCUCGCGUCCUUGUCGGAGCGCGCUCUUGGCCUCUUAUCCAUUCUGUCCUACUACGAUUAUACCGGAUUUCCGCGCUCCGUACUCGCGCUUGCCGCCGCAAAAGACUUCACGCAUGAAGAAUACAGGCUAAUGGAUAGAGAAAAAGAUUUUGAAGAGGCCAUUGCACUCCUCCGCCAGAUUUUCACCCCGCAUGACAAGCUAGAAGACGUCGAGUUGGAUCGUCUCGUUGACGAGCUUCAGCAAUCCUCAUUAAUUUCCCUCGUAACAUUCUAUUCGGAGAUCAAGCUUCGCUUCCACCCACUGAUACACGCUUGGGCAUAUGAUAGGCAGAGCGAUGAGGAGAAGAAGAAGUACCACGACGCCGCAUUGAGACUGAUCACCUGUGUGGUGGAUGGCAACGACGGGAUAGAUGUCGAGUCAGAGCUCGGCCCUCAUGCACGUCGCUUUAUUCAGGAGAUGACCAAGCUUCAUGUCAACGACCAAAGUGCCCUCGUUGACAUCUGGGAGACCGAGCCGAGGGAUCCGCUCAAACUCAAAAUCUUCGAAGAUAUCUACCAAACAGUACGAGCGUCUCACGGUGACUCAGAUUUACGCACCAGCGAAGCCCACCUUGCGUACUGCUCGUGGUAUGCCGACGAGACAUUUGACUUUGCGAAAGCUGAGGAUAUCGCUCGGCAAGAAUAUGAGCUGCGGAAGGUUAUAUGUGGUCCGCAGACUGCGCCAACUGCCAGAGCAAUGGUUGUGUUGGCCAGACGCAUAGCGUUUACCAAGACACGGAGGAAUGAAGUUCUGGAUCUGCUUCAUAAAGCGCUCGAGAUUCAAAAGGAAAUACUCGGCCCUAACCAUAUCGACACUCAAACUACGAUGUGUGUGCUUGCUAUACUGUUACACAGGAAUCCAGCCGAGUAUGAAGAAGCGACUCUGCUCUUGGAGCAACUCCUUGCAACACGUACUUCCCUUUUAGGUGCCGACCACCCAAAAACCCUGGCUAUUGAGGAUCUACUGAUCGAUUGCUACGCUGAAAUCGGAGACGAAGCGCAAGAAAAGCUCCAUGAGCUGCUAAGCGUUCGCCAUAGUCGUUAUAUCAGCUCUUCCACUGACAGCAUAGCGGUCCUUACCUUCCAAGGUCACAUGUACCAACUGCAGGGACAAUAUGAGGAAGCUGAAGUGGCGUACCGUGAAGUUAUUGAAAAUAUUCGAGCUAUAUUUGGGGAUCUAUCGUCCCGUAACCUGGGCGUUGUCAAGGCACUCGCGGAGCUUCUGGAGGAGACGAGAAAGUUUACCGAGUUGGAAGAAUUACUGCGUCAAUAUGUUAUACUGGACUACGAUUUUCAUGGCGCAGCCAGGGAUCAUAUGAUUUCUCUGGCGACAAAACUCGGGGAGCACCUGCUUAAAUCAGAACGCGCUGCAGAAGCACUCCCCAUCCUUAGAUCUGGAUAUAGUAUGGCUUUGAACUCCUACGGGAAGUCAGGGUUCGGUAUCUCCUCACACCGUCUACGUCUCGCGGAAUGUCUGGUCCUGCUACAGCAAUAUACCGAAGCAGAGACUCUCAUUCGAGAACAGUUACACGAUUGGCAUCUUAUGGAACUGAGCACAAACUUGGCUAAAGUUUAUCCAUAUGUGCUACAGGUUCAAUGCCUCUUCAUGCAAAACAAGUAUGCCGAAGGGGAGGCGUUACUGAGGGAGGCAUACACCAAGAAUAAGAAUAGCCUUGCAGCAAGCAAGUUUUAUUCUUGCUCUACGCUCUGGUAUCUAAUUUAUACUCUCUACAAAAAGGGCCAUAGGCAACGCUAUAUGCCGUUCAUUCAAGAUAUGCUCCAAAUGUAUGAGAGCAAUGAGGACGACAUUGACAUCGUGGUUUUGACACUGCUCUUUACGUCCGCCUUCCUCCUCGAGCAGCAAAAACAGUUCGCUGCAGCUGAGGAUAUACUGAGGACUCGGGAUACGAAGUGUAAGGAGAUCUUCGGCGUAGAGAGUCCUCAAUACGUAUUUGAACGAGGCGUACUGGCGACGUUUCUCUUCCACCAACGGCGAUUUGCCGAGUCGAGGUCGAUCCGGGAGGACCAAUUGAGAAGAUUCAUUGAACUGGAUGACGAGUCGUGCGCGGAGGAUGUCAAAGCGAAGCUGCGAGAGAUCGAGGAGGCACUCAAAGACGAGAAUCUAGACUCUGAGUGGUUAAUUAUUAGUAACUUUUGA